This is a messenger RNA of Coregonus clupeaformis (lake whitefish), 1701 nucleotides long. RefSeq names its product fibulin 5 (gene fbln5). NCBI's taxonomy places the organism in Eukaryota, Metazoa, Chordata, Actinopteri, Salmoniformes, Salmonidae. The record is from RefSeq and is a predicted model, not a curated record. Bases 143 to 1513 code for a protein of 456 amino acids. Gene Ontology annotation, molecular function: calcium ion binding. The transcript has 11 exons.
GGGGGGGAGUAGACCAGACCGUUUUGAAAUACAUUCCACGUACCGUUGGUCCAUAUAUCGAGGCAUUGGGUCGACUGGACAGCUGUUAAUAAAAUCCUGGUUUUUGGGGUCGUCUUGAGUCGAUCAACGGGAUCCAUAGACUAUGCUUUUUGACGUGCGUGGCUUGAAUGUCUUGACUUACUCAAGAAUGUUGACAGUUCUGGUGUUGGCUUUAUUCAGCGUCCAGUCUGGAAAUGGUCAGACCUGCACAGAGGGGUUCGCCUAUGACCGCAGAGCGAGAGUAUGUGUUGACAUUGACGAGUGUCGUACGGUACCGGACGCCUGCAGAGGGGACAUGCAGUGUGUGAACCAGAACGGCGGCUAUCUCUGCGUCCCCCGGGGGCUGUACAGCCAGCCUAGCUACCCCCGGGGUGGUGGUGGAGGGUCCCCAUACCCUUACCCUCUGCCACCCCCUCCUGGCCCCGUGGCACCCAGCUACCCCAUCGUAAGCCGCUCCGCCCCCUGCCUCCUGGGAUACGCCCUGGCAGAAGAUGGGACCUGUCAUGACAUUGAUGAGUGUGAGACAGACUCCCACCAGUGUAACCCCACCCAGGUGUGUAUCAACACAGUCGGAGGAUAUACCUGCUCCUGUACCGAGGGCUACUGGCUGGUCGGGGGACAGUGUCAGGACAUUGAUGAGUGCCGCUAUGGGUACUGCCAGCAGCUGUGUGCCAACGUGCCAGGCUCCUACUCCUGCUCCUGUAACCCUGGCUUCCUCCUCAACCCUGACAGCAGGACCUGCCAAGAUGUGGAUGAGUGCGAGGAUAAACCGUGUACCCACGGCUGUUUCAACACCUAUGGCUCCUACAUGUGUAACUGUGAUCAGGGAUUUGAGCUGGCUUCUGAUGGGACCAGCUGCCAUGACCUGGACGAGUGUGGUUUCUCUGAGUUUCUGUGUCAACAUCACUGUGUGAACACCCCCGGCUCCUUCCAGUGUCACUGCCCAGGAGGAUACUACCUUUAUGAGGAUGGGAGGAGCUGUGAAGAUAUCAAUGAAUGUGAGACUGGUAACAACACGUGUACAACAGCACAAGUAUGUUUCAAUUUCCAGGGAGGCUAUACAUGCUUGGAUCCGCUAAAAUGUGAUCCACCGUACGUUGAACUCGGUGACAAUCAGUGUAUGUGUAGUGCUGUGAACCCAGCUUGUAGAGACAGGCCCUUCACCAUCCUGUACCGCCACAUGGACCUGUCCUCAGGCCGCAGUGUCCCAGCAGACAUCUUCCAGAUGCAGGCCACCACGCGAUACCCCGGAGCUUUCUAUAUCUUCCAGAUCAAAGGACCGGGCAACGAGGGAGGAGAGUUCUACAUGAGGCAAACCAGCAACGUGAGUGCCACUCUGGUCCUGUCUCGGCCCAUCAAGGGUCCCAGGGAGCUGGUCCUGGACCUGGAGAUGGUAACCGUUAACAACGUCAUCAACUUCAGAGGCAGCAGCAUCAUACGGCUCACGAUAUACGUGUCAGAGCGUCCUUACUGAGGCCCCUCCCCCUUGACCAAUCACCACGUCCUGUCUUCCUCUCACAGCCCUAAGGAUACCAUCCCAGAAUCCUUAACUCUCCAAAUCUACCAAUCUACCAUCUCUCCUCAGGCAGCUCUGUUCCUCUUCUCUGUUCUCUAGAUGUGAUGCUGUCUGUCUCCUCUUCUCUCUGUUCUCUAGAUGUGAUG